This is a messenger RNA of Brassica napus (rape), 1422 nucleotides long. RefSeq names its product transcription factor MYB74-like. The transcript has 3 exons. The coding region runs from base 290 to 1294 and encodes 334 amino acids. Lineage: Eukaryota; Viridiplantae; Streptophyta; Magnoliopsida; Brassicales; Brassicaceae. The record is from RefSeq and is a predicted model, not a curated record.
AUAAUAUAUAAAGCCAAAUAAUCUUCUUCAAAAUAAAUAUGCUUGAGACUGCAAAGGACACGUAGCCCAAUCGAUGAACAGAGGACGGCACCGAAUCAUUUUGACUUCACCUUUUUCUUAUGAUAAAGAGUCUCAUCGUUUUUCCUAUAUAUACUUCGUACUCCUCUUUUAGGUCCCUACGUCUCUGUCUCUCUUUCUCUAUACUCUCAAUUCUCAGUUUCUUGAUUAACCCAACAACAUUAAUUUUGUACAAUUUGACUCCAUUAAUCAUUAAUUAUUCUUCAAAACGAUGGGAAGAUCACCAUGUUUGGAUAAGAAAAUUGGGCUCAAGAAAGGUCCAUGGACUCCAGCGGAAGAUCAAAAGCUCAUUGAUUAUAUCAAUAAACAUGGUUAUGGAAACUGGAGAACUCUUCCCAAGAAUGCUGGGUUAGAAAGAUGUGGUAAGAGUUGUCGUCUCCGGUGGACUAAUUAUCUCCGACCAGAUAUAAAACGAGGAAGGUUCUCCUUUGAAGAAGAAGAAAUCAUUAUUCAACUUCACAGCAUCAUGGGAAACAAGUGGUCUGCAAUUGCGGCUAGAUUGCCAGGAAGAACAGACAACGAGAUCAAAAACUAUUGGAACACUCACAUCAGAAAAAGACUUCUAAAGUUAGGAAUCGAUCCGGUAACACAUAGUCCACGUCUUGAUCUUCUGGAUAUCUCCUCCAUUCUCAGCUCAUCUGUCCACAACUCUUCUCAUCAUCAUCAACAAAACAUGUUGAGGCUUAUGAUGGGUGAUGGGAAUCAUCAUCAUCAGCCAUUAGUCAACCCGGAGAUACUCAAGCUCGCAACGUCUCUCUUUUCAAAUUCUCAACAACAAUACAAGAAUCAGAACAACCCCACCAAUACACACGAGGUUAACCAACCCGAAGUAAACCAAUAUCAAAACGGCUACAAUAUUAUUGGUAAUCAAGAAUUACAAUCUUGCUUCCCUAGCAUGGAUCAAUUCGCAGAGUUUCAAGACCCCAUGCCAACGACGACGUUUCCAGAUUCAGUGCAUUCGCUCCCAUUGAACCAGGACUAUGAUUAUUCGACAUCUAACUUCGCAUUAGAACCUUUUUACUCUGACUUUGCUUCGGUCUUGGCCACACCCUCUUCGAGCCCGACUCCAUUAGACUCAAGCGCCACAACUUACAUCAAUAGUAGUACUUGCAGCACCGAGGAUGAAAAAGAGAGUUAUUGCAAUAAUAACUUCAUGAAUAGUUCUGAAAUAGGUCCUGAUUAUUCGUUUGAUGUUAAUGGUUUUCUGCAAUUCUAAGAAACACAUUAAAGACCCAUGGGAUAGAGUUAUUUAAUACUAUUGUAUUCAAUAUAUAGAUUUUGUUACAUAUGUAAGAUACAAUUUCUUAUUGUUUUUUCUUCUCAUUAUUUUAUACUAGUUUAAUA